ACAACAAAAAAUAACUCACUCUACUUUAGUCGCUCCUAGCUGCAAGUUCUUCUACUUCAUCCGUACUAGUGAUUUAGUUGUAUUUAAUAAAGUUUUUGCUAAGUUAAGUUUGAUUGCAGUGACAAUUUUGUUCAAGCGGAACCUAAGCUGACGAAACAAGUGUGACGAGCAGCGUCGUUAUUCGCAAACAAACAGGUUCAAACCCAAACCUAAUCCCAUCCCGUCCGCGACCCCGCCCUGGAAGGCCUGGCCCGUACAGUGGCUCUUGAUAAGGCGCACGGAGCACGCUUCAGCAGCACAUGUGCUCCAGUGAUCUCAGCUUAGAUCGAUGAUCGGCCAAGCUGCUGAUAGAAACAGAAAGCAGAAGCAGUCAAUAAUCAAAACAAGAUCACCCUUCCCACCCCCUUUCUCCAGAGUCGAAAAAGGAUGAUGCAAAUGGCAACUUUGACCCUUGAGAAGGCCCUCGUGACGCCAAUGGGAUCGGUCACGAUCACAACGGCAAGACUGAUUGAAGCUAAAUUGAGGAGGUUGCCGCGCGGAACGAUUAGUUGUAAACAGGAGCUGCAAGUGAACGGAACUAGCACAAACGCGCUGUUAAGUCAAAUUAGAAUCAGUGAACCACAGUUAGAGGAUACCAGUUGGAGAGGAUACUUAAGGAAACGGAAGUUGCUCGGUACAAUUAGUGUUGAAGAACGCGGGGAAAGUCGAGUCAGAAUGGUGCACACCAAAAAGAGCAGCAUCGAGAAUGGAAGUGGACAUAUUUUAGCAUUUGAUAAGCACUACCGUACUGACACCAAAGACAGUUUGAACACGAUGGCCAAGCUGAUCGAUGGCAAGCAGAUUUCCGCCGACAUCCGGGCCGAGCUGCACGAGCAGAUCGAACAGUGGAUGGCCAAAGGAAACCGCGCCCCUCAGCUAACGGCCAUCCUGAUCGGGGAUGAUCCGGCAAGUAACACGUACGUGUCGAACAAGAUGAAGGCCGCGGCGGACGUCGGCAUCAACAGCAAAACUGAGCGCUACGGGGCGGACAUUACGGAGGAGGAUUUGCUGGCGCGGAUUGAGGCGCUGAAUCAGGACGAUUCCGUGGACGGGAUUUUGGUGCAGCUGCCGGUGCCGGGACACAUUAACGAGCGCAAGGUGUGCAACUCGGUGUCCUGCGACAAGGACGUGGACGGUUUCAACGAGCGGAACGUCGGUCGGCUCUGUCUGGACAUGAACACGCUGAUUCCGUGCACUCCGUUGGGCGUCCAGGAGCUGAUCAAGCGCUGUCAGAUUGAAACGUUCGGCAAGAAUGCCGUCGUCGUGGGUCGCUCGAAGAACGUGGGCAUGCCGAUUGCGAUGUUGCUGCACGCGGAUGGACGGAACGACACGUGCGCGAUGGAUGCCACCGUUACGAUUUGCCACAGGUUCACGCCGCCGGAGGAGUUGGCGCGGUUCUGCCGGUCGGCGGAUAUUAUCGUGACGGCGACGGGCGUGCCCGGGUUGAUCCGCGGGGACAUGAUCAAGGAGGGGGCGGCUGUGAUUGAUGUGGGAAUCACGCGCGUUACGGAUCCGGCCACCGGGAAGACGAAACUGGUGGGGGAUGUUGACUUCGAAGAGGCCCGCAAGGUUGCUGGACACAUCACGCCGGUGCCGGGCGGCGUCGGCCCGAUGACGGUGGCGAUGCUCAUGAAGAACACCUUCAUCGCGGCCAAGAACCUGGCCAGCAAGAAAGUGCAAAACUGAAGCCGUAGUGAAGCUAACUAGAUAGAGAGUGAGAUGAUUAAUAUAACACGGCAUUUAUAAGGCAGUAUUUUUUCUGGGGGGAAUGUUAAGUUUUACCUAGCGAGCAAAGAGUAGAGCUAGGCCGUAGCUUAGCCGCAAUUGAACUUUUACUGAAAUAUAAGAAGCGUGACAAAUUA
This is a messenger RNA of Culex pipiens pallens (northern house mosquito), 1901 nucleotides long. Its product is annotated as bifunctional methylenetetrahydrofolate dehydrogenase/cyclohydrolase, mitochondrial-like. Bases 427 to 1725 code for a protein of 432 amino acids. Gene Ontology annotation, biological process: tetrahydrofolate interconversion. NCBI's taxonomy places the organism in Eukaryota, Metazoa, Arthropoda, Insecta, Diptera, Culicidae. Gene Ontology annotation, molecular function: methylenetetrahydrofolate dehydrogenase (NADP+) activity; methylenetetrahydrofolate dehydrogenase (NAD+) activity; methenyltetrahydrofolate cyclohydrolase activity. The record is from RefSeq and is a predicted model, not a curated record. Gene Ontology annotation, cellular component: mitochondrion. The transcript is spliced from 4 exons.